Acanthopagrus latus (yellowfin seabream) is the source of this 1256-nucleotide messenger RNA. It is a transcript of the gene grhprb, whose product is annotated as glyoxylate reductase/hydroxypyruvate reductase b. Gene Ontology annotation, cellular component: cytosol. Bases 66 to 1145 code for a protein of 359 amino acids. The transcript is spliced from 9 exons. NCBI's taxonomy places the organism in Eukaryota, Metazoa, Chordata, Actinopteri, Spariformes, Sparidae. Gene Ontology annotation, molecular function: NAD binding; glyoxylate reductase (NADPH) activity; hydroxypyruvate reductase [NAD(P)H] activity. The record is from RefSeq and is a predicted model, not a curated record.
AACAGACUCCAAAGUACCACUUCCACCACUCGGACACCUGCCCACAGAUUUACUCUCCCUUGGCAAUGUGGUGCAGUCGUAUGGCACUGCGUCGGCUCCAGCGGAUCGCUGUUACUCCUUUGAAUAUCACUGGAGGUCUCACGAGCAACGUGCGGAGGGAGAUGGCAACCCUUCCACGGGUGUAUGUCACCCGACAGAUCCCACCCGAGGGGCUGAAGAUCCUCCGCGAAUCUGGACAGGUGCAGAUUGAGCUGUGGGACUCUGACGACGCCCCCGUACCCAGGAAGGAGCUGCUCCAGAAGGUCAAAGGUGUUGACGCUCUGCUCUGCGUGCUGACAGAGAAGAUUGAUGCAGAGUUGCUGAACGCUGCAGGCCCAAACCUGAAGGUCCUCAGUACCAUGUCGGUGGGUUUUGACCAUCUCUCUUUGGAGGAGCUGAAGAAAAGAGGUAUCCGUGUGGGUUAUACCCCCGAUGUUUUGACAGAUUCUGUGGCGGAGCUGACUGUGGCCCUGCUGCUCACAACCUCCAGGAGGCUCAUAGAGGCCACACAUGAAGCCAAGACUGGUGGCUGGGGCACAUGGAGAACAUUAUGGCUGUGUGGAUACGAGCUGGCCAACAGCACUGUGGGUAUCCUGGGCCUGGGGAGGAUCGGUGUGGCGAUCGCUGAGCGUCUGGCACCUUUCAAAGUAAAGAAGUUCAUCUACACAGACGUGGCCCCCAGGCCUGAGCUGGCCAGUCUCAUCAAUGCAGAGUACGUUUCUUUCGACGAGCUGGCAAAGCAGUCAGAUUUCCUGAGUGUGUGCUGCGCUCUAACACCGGAGACAAAGGAGAUCUGCAACAAGGACCUCUUCUCCAAGAUGAAGAACACCUCCAUCUUCAUCAACACAAGCCGAGGUGGUGUGGUGAACCAGGAGGACCUGUAUGAGGCUCUGUCCACUGGGCAGAUAGCAGCAGCUGGGUUAGAUGUCACCGUUCCUGAGCCUCUUCCCACAAGCCACCCACUGUUUACCCUCAAAAACUGUGUGAUUCUCCCACAUAUCGCUAGCGCCUCCUAUUCUACCCGUAAUGCCAUGUCGGCCCUGGCAGCAAACAACCUGCUCCUCGGCCUGCGAGGUGAGCCGAUGAUCAAAGAACUCAAACUGUAGGAAGAAACUGGCUCCACUCUGACGACUGGUUGCAUACUGGACCCUCAGUUUCCACUCAUGUACCCCAUUAUUCUUUAGAAGAUUAAAAAUAAAACAAGAACUUUAAAUGUA